Molecule: messenger RNA, 4458 nt
Organism: Propithecus coquereli (Coquerel's sifaka)
Lineage: Eukaryota; Metazoa; Chordata; Mammalia; Primates; Indriidae
Gene: POFUT1
Product: protein O-fucosyltransferase 1
Exons: 7
Coding region: 100-1275 (391 amino acids)
Biological process (GO): regulation of Notch signaling pathway; protein O-linked glycosylation via fucose; Notch signaling pathway
Cellular component (GO): endoplasmic reticulum
Molecular function (GO): peptide-O-fucosyltransferase activity
Source: RefSeq, a predicted model, not a curated record
CGGGCGGCGCGCAGGGACCGUCGGGAGCGGGGCGGACGCUCGCGCCCCUCCUUCCCCCUUCGCUUGCGCUCUGCGGCGCGCUGGGGCUCCGGAGCCGACAUGGGCGCCGCCGCGUGGGCACUGCUGCCCGUGACGCUGCGUGUGUCCCUCCUGUUGCUGCUUCUGUCGCUCCCGGGGCUGCCUGCGGGCUCCUGGGACCCGGCCGGUUACCUGCUCUACUGUCCCUGCAUGGGGCGCUUUGGGAACCAGGCUGAUCACUUCUUGGGCUCCCUGGCAUUUGCAAAGCUGCUAAACCGCACCUUGGCUGUUCCUCCUUGGAUCGAGUACCAGCAUCACAAGCCUCCCUUCACCAAUCUCCAUGUGUCCUACCAGAAAUACUUCAAGCUGGAGCCCCUCCAGGCCUACCAUCGGGUCAUCAGCCUGGAGGACUUCAUGGAGAAGUUGGCACCCACCCACUGGCCCCCUGAGAAGCGGGUGGCGUACUGCUUUGAGGUGGCAGCCCAGCGAAGCCCUGAUAAGAAGACGUGCCCCAUGAAGGAAGGAAACCCCUUUGGCCCAUUCUGGGAUCAGUUUCGUGUGAGUUUCAAUAAGUCGGAGCUUUUUGCAGGCAUUUCCUUCAGUGCUUCCUACAAAGAACAAUGGAUCCAGAGAUUUUCUCCAAAGGAGCAUCCAGUGCUCGCCCUGCCAGGGGCCCCAGCCCAGUUCCCUGUCCUGGAGGAACAUAGGCCACUCCAGAAGUACGUGGUAUGGUCAGACGAGAUGGUGAGGACAGGGGAGGCCGAGAUCCGUGCCCACCUCAUCCGGCCCUACGUGGGCAUUCAUCUGCGCAUUGGCUCCGACUGGAGGAACGCCUGCGCCAUGCUGAAGGACGGGACUGCGGGUUCACACUUCAUGGCCUCUCCGCAGUGCGUGGGCUACAGCCGCAGCACAGCAGCCCCCCUCACCAUGACUAUGUGCCUGCCUGACCUCAGUGAGAUCAGGCGGGCCGUGAAGCUCUGGGUGGGGGCACUGAAUGCCCAGUCGGUCUACGUCGCCACUGAUUCUGAGAGUUACGUGCCCGAGAUCCAACAGCUCUUCAAAGGGAAGGUGAAGGUGGUAAGCCUGAAGCCUGAGGUGGCCCAGGUUGAUCUGUACAUCCUCGGCCAAGCCGACCACUUUAUUGGCAACUGUGUCUCCUCCUUCACCGCCUUUGUGAAGCGGGAGCGGGACCUCCAGGGAAGGCCGUCCUCUUUCUUCGGCAUGGACAAGCCCCCUCAGCUGCGGGACGAGUUCUGAUCCUGGCUGCAGCACAUCACCAGUCUGAGCUGGUCCCUCCAGCCGGGCCAGGCAGCUAGAGGUGCUCCCCAGAUUGCAAGCUCCUCUUCUUAAGCCAGAGAUGGAGAAAGUUACCAGGGACUUCCUGGGGCAGGGAAACAGUCCCUCUCUCCAGGGCUUAGGACUUCUGAGCUCCUAGGAGCAGGAGCAUCUCCCCAUCUCAUGUGCUUCCUGCUGUUUCUCCUGGGAAUUUCUCAUCAGCAAAGCAGUCCACCCUCUGUCUUUUGGUCUGCCCUGCUGUGGACAGCCUGGGAUGCUGAACUCUCUCCAGAGAGAUUUUUUCAUAUAGAGAGAGAUUUUUAUAGUUUUGAUACAAGAUCAUGACUACCCUAGAACUCUCCCUCAUUUUUAAAUAUCAGUGAAUUCCAUUAAGGUAGGUACCUCUAAAGUGACCUUAACUGAAUAUAGAUGAGGCCAGGGCUGGGGUGAGUCUGUUGGCCACUUUUCCAGGUGUCCCCCAAAGUGGCCCUCAAGACCUAUCCCCACUGCCUGGCCAGAGCCAUUGUCGUCCCACUUCUUAGGCCAUUUCUAGGGCUUGGGGCAUGAACACUCUUCCCCAUUAUAAACACUAUGCAAGUGGAAGUUAUCAAUCAUGAUGCUGUAUAGCGCUGCUAGGGCAGCUAAGUGCCACUCACACAGCGCGAGAGUUCCCGGCAAGGAGCACACGCCAUUAAGCAAGAUGAUCAUGGUAUUGCUCUCAGAGUCUUUCGGUUAUUGGUGGUUGCCACAAACCUGGCACCGUCAGAGUCACAGAAUGCAUCACUGGGGGUUAGGGCUUACUGGCCUGGCAGGAUCCUUCUGGAGUCUGCCCUCUCCCCUUCUGAUCUCUUGCCCCAAGGGGUUGGUAUCCAAAGCCUGUUCUCCCAACCUCCCUCCUGCAGCUGGAGCCCUCAGACCAUAUUUUCACAAGGGAGUGUUUGCUAGGUCUCUGAUCACAUAGAAGAUGCCCAGGAUCCAGGAGCCAUUGGAAUUUCCAGCUGGAAGCAACCUUUGCUCCUUUUCUUCCAAUGUAAUCCUUGCCAGUGCUGUGAGGCUUAAGGUGUCGUAAGUCGGGAGUUUCUUUGUCUUCCAGAUGCUGCAGUUUUAAUAAUCCAUGACUCCUGAGAUCCCAUGUUUUUGACCUUGUGGUUCUAAACUUCAACAUCUAACGCCUGUGUAUCUUUUCCCUGCCAUGUGACCUCCUCGGCCUUUGAUCCUGGAAAGGUGGCAGAGCCUCUGCUGAGAGCCGGCCCGGAGCUCUGUGCAGGGGCUUCUCCCUUAAUCACCUUUGGGAGGAAAUGCUUAGUCAGGGGCAAACUGGGUCAGAGGUCAGAGAUCGCAGGGUAUCAAGGCCCCCAAAACACCAAAGUCAGCAUUUGCUGUACAGCGCUAAGCAGGAGAAACUACAGGAAAUGCUUUGUAUUUUUCCCUCUUGGGAAAACAGUUAAAUGUUUUAAAUCCUGGGUGGACUAUGAGAGAUGGUUCACCUGUCCGGACUUGUUCUCAAGCCUCAUCCAGAGAAAGGGCUGCAGACGAGGAAGCCCAGGCACCCCUGCCUUUAUCAGGUGGUGCAAGUGGAUGGCUUGAUAGCUGAUUGCAUUUCUGAAUUUAUUUACCACCCACAGCCUUACACGAGGCACACGCUUUAGAGUCUGGGGCUCCAGUGGGCCGUGCAAACCAUCGUGAUCAGCAUCAGUAGUAAUCUUAGCUUGUGUUCUGGAAGAAAGGACGCCGGAGUUGUAGCCAGAUUCAGUUGUGUUCUGUGGGCAAGCACUUUACCCUUCGACCCAGUUUCCCCACCUAUAAAGUGUUGAUAAAACUGAAGGGUUGAAAGGCUCAAAUCAGCUAAUGCAUGUGUGUAAGAGCACGUAGUAAACUUGAAAGAGACAAAGGCGUGUACGUGGCUGUCGCUCAGUCUGACUGCCUCUCCUUGCGUACCUACCCAUGCUGGGCAUUGUGCUUGCUGAGCACUCCACGGACGUUAUCUUGUUUAGUCCCAGCCCUGGGAACUAGGAGCUGUUUUCAUCCUUCUCUUUCUGCACAAGGAAAAAUUAAUGCUCAGAGAAUUCUCAUAAUUUUCCCAAGGCUGCCCCGUUGGUGGUGUUAAGCUAGGAUUUGACCUCCUAAGCCAGUUCUGUCAGCCACCAUGCUCUGCUGCCUCCAGUUCACAGAAGGGACCUUACACCUUGUAUGCCACGGAGGCCUCCGAGGGAAAAAUGCUCAGCCACCUUAGCUUCCACUGGGCACCUGCUGUGGGUCUGCCACUGCCAGGAGGUUUCAGGAGGGGGCGGUUACCCCAGACACAGCCCACCUGAAGCUUACAGUCUCCCUUGGAUAGUUAGUUCAACAUUCUUUCAUUCAACAGAUGUUUAUUAUUGAUCCGCCUACUAUGUGCCAGGCUCUGUGCCAGGUACUAGGGAUGCAGCAGAAAAUCAAACAUAAAGUCUUUGUUCUCAAGGAAUUUGCAUUCUAGAAAGUGGAAGACAUAAACAAAUGUACUGUGGGAGGUGUUGAUAAGUGCUGUGAAGAAAAAUAAAGGGUAUGGGGGUGUAGAGCGAGAGCCCAGAUAAGGCCUCUCUCAAAAGCUGCCAUUAAAGAGGGAGGGAGCACACUGUUCAGGUAUCUGGAGGUAGCUCAUUCCCAGGAGAAGAAACAGCAUGAGCAAAGGCCCUGAGGCUGGAGUGUGUGCCUGAAGAGCAGAAAGGAGGCCAGCGUGGCUAGGGUGGCAGGCACAAAGCCGGGAGAGGUAGGGAACAUAGCAAGGUGACGGUCCUAAAGCCUGGAGGGCCCUAGUAAGGUCUAGAGUAGGCUGUUAGUGGGAGACAGAGGGGAAGCCUUCCCAGGGUUCUGAACAGAAGAGGGUUGUGAGCCCCUCUAGCCAGCACGAGGAGAGGAGGAAGGGUGAAAGCAGAGCAACUCUGUGGGGCUGUUGGGGCUGUUGCCGGGAUACAGGAAAGUGAUGGUGGCAGGGGUGGGGGUGUCCCCUAGACUAGAACUCCAGUGCUCUCUUCUAAGAGGCAAAGGCUAUUGCUUUGAAGGUGGUUGGAAUGAUCAGAUUCUGGAUAUGUAAAAUUAUUUUUAAAUUUCAGUCUUUUAAAGAUAUAAAUCUUUGCAUAGUUUUAAUCAUGCAGUAUAUACAAUUUAAUGUCCUGGUUUUUUACAUAA